AUGUGGGCAGCUGCGGGGGCGAGAGGAGCGUGGACUAAGAAGCCCUCGGGGGACCCCCCUGCCCGCGAUCCUGUGGCAGGCAGGCUGAGCGGCACGGGGGCCCUGCGGUCGCUGGACGUGGCCCCCUCGGCCCAGGUCUGCGGGCGAAGCAAGCAGCUGGCCAGUGACCCGCAGGCGCUUGACCUGGUCCCAGAUGUCUUCUUCCUGCGGAUUAGGUUGGAGGAGACUGGGGAGAUGUUCCGCAUGGCCAACUGCCGCAGCGACAUGACCGUGCGAGAGCUCAAGGAGGACCUGGACCUGAUGGCCGGCAUCCCCUUCAACCUCCAGCGGCUGCAGUACCUGGACCAAGGAGAUUUAAUGGAUGACACUACCCUGAGGUUCCAUGACAUCAUUCCGGGUGGAGUUCUUUCUCUAUGUAUCUGGCAUCAUGACGGCUGGACAGAUCUGGUGGUGGCAGCAGUGGAAGGGGACCCCAAUAAGCUGUCCUGUCUUGGGAUCACUGAAGAUUCUUUCUACCGAACGGCAAAUUCCGAACGUCUUGAGGGUGCAAAGUGGAAGCAGUGGACGUCUCAGAGGGCUUUUGUGGCGCUGUAUGUCACCUCCCACAGAGGGCAUUUUGAGGCUGUGCGGUACCUUCUAGAACAUGGAGCCAGCUGCCUCAGCAGGUCCCCGGUGGGCAGGACAGCCCUGCACGUGGCCGCGGCCAUGGGCCGCCUGGACUGCAUCGCUCUCCUGCUGGAGCACGGGGCGUCCAUCUACGACAAGGACGCCCAUGGGGAGACCCCCAUUGCCACUGCCCGCCGCCUGCACCGUAAGCAGAGCGAGCGGCGCAUGUUCCUCCUGUACAGGUUGGCUAAGUCGGGGGCCAAGGGCCGCAGCAAGCUGAAGGUCUUCAGCUACGCCCGCGUGGAUGCGGCUCCUGCUCGCGUCGGGUCGCGCAGUGUCCCGCGGACGGAGGACAUCGGGCUGGGUCCUGUCCAGGUGGCUGCAGGCCCCGAGCGCUCCUCAGACACUCCUAGCCCCAUCCCUAACCCUAAACCCAAUCCGAACCGGGCCCGAAUCCCAACCCAACCCCAACCCCGAUCCAGAAGAAAAUUGAGACCCGGAGGGGUGAAGCAAGUAGCCCGAAGUCCCACGGCGUCCGAGGAGCAGAUGUUUCCACUCGUGAAGAUUGCCUUCAGCCGAACCCGAACCCGCGAGGCCCACAGAUGGUAUGGUGUCUGUGAGAAAGGAGCAAAGUGGCUGCAAGAAGCAGCGUUUGGGAUCCUCCUGAACAGCCCCCCGUGCGUAGAAACUUGGGGCCACACACACUUCCGGCCUCUGCCACCUGAAGCCAAAGCCUGA
Messenger RNA from Octodon degus (degu), 1344 nucleotides. RefSeq names its product ankyrin repeat domain 60 (gene Ankrd60). The coding region runs from base 1 to 1344 and encodes 447 amino acids. Lineage: Eukaryota; Metazoa; Chordata; Mammalia; Rodentia; Octodontidae. The record is from RefSeq and is a predicted model, not a curated record. The transcript is spliced from 8 exons. Gene Ontology annotation, molecular function: protein binding.